AUGACAGUAAUUUACGUUGUGGUUAUUUUGGUUUGUAUCGGAGUCGUAGGCUGUAGUGGAUUCAACGAUCCUUGUACCAUACAGCCAACUUGGUGGGGUCAAGACGCGGCGACCGAAAAUGGAAUCAAGGAUGCAACAGCCAACAUAACUUGUACAAAUGGUAGCGUUUGGUGGAACUAUCCUCGAGGUCGACUGCGACUUAAUUUCGAUAACAGCAUACCUGGCAGGGAAUUCCGAGUCUGUUUGAGCGGCAAUAUGAUGGGAUCUUUUAGAUCUAUUAUGGAUAUAUCUGGAGCUCAUAAUAGGAAUAUGAAUGCCGAGCCAGGUAGGCUGAUUGUUAUAAGCCUGUCUCGUAACUCGUUCUUUCGUGAUCAAACUGUUGACAAACCCCGUUUCGAUGCCUGCAUUCUUUUUCUCUUCAGAUCAGCAGCUUUGCUCCAGUUUCCAGUCCAAGAAAGUUACAAUAAUGUUAGAAUCGCCUAUGACGUUACUGUACAUGACUAUUAA
This is a messenger RNA of Lottia gigantea (owl limpet), 507 nucleotides long. RefSeq lists its product as hypothetical. The coding region runs from base 1 to 507 and encodes 168 amino acids. The record is from RefSeq and is a predicted model, not a curated record. Lineage: Eukaryota; Metazoa; Mollusca; Gastropoda; Lottiidae. The transcript is spliced from 3 exons.